AUCGUGAUGAUUUUGAAUUUCUACAUAUCCGUCAACCAAAUGAAUUACAUUUUACAGUGUGAAAAUCUAUAAAUCUCAUCAUGAGUCAGACGAAUCGGAAGAAGUUCGAGGCCGAUAAACUUCUGGAAUCUGUUCGACAGAAGGCGCGAGACAACCCCCGAGAGAUCCAAUUAAAGGGGUUCCACAUUGCGAGUGCAUUUGUUCAGGCCCAGGAGUACGGAACAGCCCUCCAGCAUGCACAAAACUAUAUUAGCAUCAAACCUAGUGAUGGAAGAGCUCACAGACUUCUCGGCGAGAUCCAUGAAGCCCUGAAGAAUGUGCAGAAAGCCAUUGAGAGUUAUCGUCGCAGCCUGGAACUCAAUAAGACCCAGAAAGAUCUUGUUUUAAAAGUUGCAGAGUUGUACUGCCGCGUGGAGUUUGAGCCCGACAGGCACCGAUACUGGGCGGAGCGGGCAGAGAAAUUAUUCCCUGGACAUCCCAAGAUUUAUAACAUCAUGGAGUAUAUAUACAGGAAGAGUGGGAAGUUAGCUGAAUUUAAAAUGUACCUGCGGCAGAAGCUGAAAUCCAAUCCCAAUGACCUUAAGCUGAACCUGCAACUGCUGAAAGUCUUGACCAUUCUCGGAAAGCUGAAGGAAGCGCAGGAACUGUGUCUGCAGGUAGAGGGCGCCAGACUGUUUGAUCACGAGACCCAGUGGUGGGAGCAAACCGUUGAGUUGUAUCAGAUGUUAUUGGGUAAUGUGAAUGAGGCUGAACCAUCUAACCAUCACAUCGGUACGUUCAGUCACCUUCUGAUCAGCCUCAACAAACUAGUCACGAUCAGCCUGGACACGCCUGCUACACGCGUAGAUCACUCAGCUAUGAUUCUCAAACAGAUGGAUGUAGAGAUGUUACGAGCGAGUGACUACAUCUUAGCCAGUCAGCAAAGCCAGGAGCAGGAACUCGCUGUUAACGUGAUCCAAGAGCUGAAGGCCCAACUCUACACCCAUCUGGCCACACUGAUCACCAAGAUGGCUGCUACAAGUGUUGCCCGUUGGUCCGAUGUUGUUGGCAUGGUGACUGCAUGCUACCUUGUCAGCGCCCACAUUCCACCUUGCCGAGAGUCGACGACGACGUCUACCACCAGAGGGCAGAAGGGUAGCCUCAAUGGCCGCCUGUUCAGCAUGAGUCAGUGUCGCCUCAGUGAAGUUUGUCAUAUUUUGAAUAGCAUCGUGAAGCAGCAGAAACAGAUCAAUUGGUUGAAACAGUGUCAAGGCAAAUGGUGUUCACAAGAGGGCCAGCAGCAACUUAUCAACCAGGCAUUUGGGUAUCGGGGCAUUGACCCAACCUCGUCAUUCCUCAGCAUGGAUGAUAGUCUGCUGAACGUAAAGCACAGUGAGCUGCCCAGCCUCAUCAAGACGGUGUUUACGUAUGAUCAAGAGUCGGUGAAGGCCCAGCCCCAGAGCCUGCAGAGAUUGAUCUGGCUUGGUCUCCAGUGGGACCUCAGACUGGACGGUGUCUUGCCAGACCUCGGUCAGUUCCUUCAGCCGAUCUUCCCUCGCCUCCUAUUCAGCACACAGCGUCUUGAGAAUACAUCGGUAGACAACAUCAGGCUGCUGGACAUAGAGGCAUUUUUGUACUGCUGUGUACAUGUGGCCAAGACGCAGCAAGGAGCCAAAGGUCAAGGUUCACAAUCCCUGCCCCAGACACUUCCACUGGGACUGUGUCGUGGCCUGUGCAGCCAGCAACAGCUAGACUGGUAUAGCGCCCUCUAUUGUCUCUAUACUGCCAAGGCAAGUUCCAAUGAGAGAGCUAAGCUUCGUCUGACUGUGCAAAGAGGUUUGGAGGUCAUUCGCUGCAGGAUGAACCACGGCAUGGAGACAUCGUUGCUGAUACGUCUGGGCCGAUCAUUCAGAGAAAGGAUGCAAGAAGUGAAGAAGAUUAGCGCUGGGGAUGAGAACAGGGAACAGUGGAAUGCCUUCCAGCAGAUGAGUGUCAUGUACUGGCAGGCAGCCCUGGAGCACCUGCAGCUACUGGCCAGGAACCAAGCUGUCCCCACACAGCAGAAGCCAUUUUUUCCAUACAGCGCUAAACUCAUUCAGGAGAGUGAGAUCCAGGCGUACCAGGAUGACGGUACAGUGGCCGUAGCGGAGUGUAAAUUUCAACAGGGUCAAUUCCAGCAAGCUGUCACCAUGCUGGACAAAGUGAAAUCAGCAGAGGGACUCUUCCUCAAGGCUCAGAUGUACUUGACGAAAUCUCAAAUGGAGUCCAAGGAAUUAGACGUGAGCCUGAACUGCAGCUUACUGAGCCGGCAGGGUGACCUACUGGACAAAGCCAAGUGUGCACUGUUUGAUACCAUGGACAGCAUCCAGCACCAACCCGAUCAUCCCCUUCAUGAAGAGGUACAGAAAAACCUGAAGGAGAUUGACGAACAGCAAGCAGCUCUGGCCGUCAAAAUUGCCGACCUCGAGGAGGAGCAAGAGGCAGCUUGUGAUAACUCCCUCAACGCACUUGAUACCAGUCGCAACAUUAGCACCAUCAGUGACAUUGCUCCGUUGCAGCCUUCUGGGAACGAUCCAAGCCCUCGUCGUCUGGCAGCCGAACUCCGUUCCAUGAAUGUAUCCCACGGCCGCCUGAUGGAGGAGAACACCCAGCUGAGGGGCCUGGCUGCCACCCACAGUCGCAUCCUGGAGCAGAACCAGAUGCUCAUCGAGAAACAGAAUCUACUGAUGGAAUCCAACAACGCCUUGAUGAAACAAGUCCUGGAUCUUAACACAAAGUUCCAGGAGCUAAGCACAGCGCAGGCGAAGGCACCUCCUCCCCCACCACCACCUCCGCAAGACCUCCCUGGAACCAUCAACUCCAACCGACCGAUCAUCAUCUCGGCGACAGAGUGCAAGUUCGACAGCCCCAAUCUCUCCGCCCAGUUGGGGGCGUCCAUGCACCCAAUGAUGUCCCACAGCAUGGCAAGUCCCAUGCACGCCGGCCCCGCCCAGAUGUACCACCCGGUGUACGGGUACUACACCAUGCCGCCCCAGCAGGGGUACGGGAUGGGUGCCUACGAGAACGCCGGACUGCACCCCAGCUUGAUCACAUCCACCCCGGCCAUGCAUCCGGGUCAGGUUCCCAACGCUCAGCAAUACUUGUAUGAGGACAUUACCUCGCCGACUGAGAAUGAAGCACUAGGGAUGGUAGGGGAAAGGCUAGUGCAGGGACAAGCCUCAACCAUGCCAGAGAUGCAGCCCACAACUCCCCAAGCCGCUAACUCCUACCUGGGUUCUGAACAUGGAAUCCAGCCCCUGGCCACAAGAGCCAAUGGCAGCAUCCAGCCCAGAGAGCCUCUGGCCAAUACACUCUUCAAGAACGACGCCUCACCGGCCCAAACGAGAAAGGAAACCCAACAACCCGCCCUAACAGGUGGUGCCAAGCUGCCAUUUGCCAGCCACCCCGAUACAGCGGGGCAGAAGGUAGCGUCGCAAGCUUCGGGCCAGGACACCAGCAGCAACUCUCCGCUCCUGAUGGACAUGCUGAUGCAACCCAACAAAGCCGACGAUCCCGGGGCGGGGGUUGGUGGCUCCAUCACAGCAGGUACUCCUCCCCACUCAGCGGGGGCUCCGCCAUCGUCGACCUCAAGCCAUCAUGGACUUUUCUCCGACAAGCAAUCGUCUCAACUGGGAGGACCCAUCCAGCAGACAACCUCUUCUCAGGAUGCAGCAAGUGUAUUUGGCACAGCUUCUAAUGAAACCAGUGCUUCUUCUAGUGCUCCAUUCUCCAAGUUUAAUCUCAACCCCAGUCAGUCAGCAUCUCAAGGAUUUUUCAAGGCUACGUCAUCGCCAGUCACCCCAGAUGUCACAGCAAGCUCUUCGUUGGCGGGCGCUCCAUUCAGUGGAUUCAGCUUUGGUCAGAUCAAAGCCCCAGAGUCUACACCCGCUUUAAGCUUUGGGAGUAUGCCUCAGCAGGUUUCUGACAGCAAAGAUGAUGGUGUGGUACCAGUUACCCAAGAGUUCACGGCAAGCUCUUCGUCGGCGGCCGCUCCAUUCAGUGGAUUCAGCUUUGGUCAGAUCAAAGCCCCAGAGUCUAAACCCGCUUUAAGCUUUGGGAGUAUUCCUCAGCAGGUUUCUAAAAGCAAAACAGAGGAAGAUGAUGAUGUGAUCUUCAUCUCCGAAACGCUUCCUACUGCUGAUCAGCGAGCCAGAGCAGAAAAACUUCUCUUGCCUCCGACUUUCUUUCUGUAUGAAGAUGAUCCGCCCUGUCCCGGCUGCAGAGGAUGUGAGGAGGAAGAUCUGGCUCAGCGAGAAAUCAAACUGUCCAAACUUCCAAAUAAAGAAUCAGCGCCGGCCGCUUCUGCAGCAGUUACACCUGCAGCAGUAUUUGGCAGUGCUGCAUCGAGUACACCCGCGGCAGUGUUUGGCGGUGCUGCAUCGAGUACACCUGCAGCAGUGUUUGGCGGUGGUGCAUCGAGUACACCCGCAGCAGUGUUUGGUGGUGCUGCAUCGAGUACACCCGCAGCAGUGUUUGGCGGUGCUGCAUCGAGUACACCUGCAGCAAUGUUUGGAAGUGCCGCAUCGGGUCAGAAGACAUUUGGCUCACUCGCUGUUGACACGCCAAGCACCUUUGGAGCUAAAGACACUAGCCAGGAAGAACCCUCUAUUUUUGGAAACAAAGGCUCAGGGGUGAGUUUUGCUUCCAUCACCUCCGACAAUCAAGGAACUUUUGCUGGGAAAGGAGCAAAGGGAUUUGCGUUUGCCCAGGCUGGUGCUCAGGUCUUUGGAGGUGGAGGUGAUGAUAACGCUGGGGGAGAUGAGGAACAUGACCCCCACUUUGACCCCAUUGUUCCCCUUCCCGAGCUGGUUGAUACAAAGACUGGUGAGGAAGAUGAAGAGAUUAUGUACAAGCAGCGAGCCCGUUUGUACCGCUAUGCUAAAGAGCUGAAUGUCUGGAAGGAACGAGGUAUAGGAGAGGUCAAAUUGAUGCGACAUAAAGACAGUGGAGGACUAAGACUGCUGAUGAGACGGGAACAGGUUCUGAAGCUGUGCGCCAAUCAUCGCAUCACAGAUGACAUCAAGCUUGAAUCCCUGAAGUCCUCUGAUCGUACCUGGGUGUGGCAUGCGCUGGAUUACUCUGAGGAUGAACCAUGCCAUGAGCAGUUUGCCAUCAAGUUCAAGACUCCCGAGCUGGCGGCUGAGUUCAGACGAAGGUUUGAAGAGCUCCAGGCCGAGAGGAAGAGAGAGGUAGAGGCAGAGAAGGCAGACGAGGCGGUGGUACCGGAAGGGCCGAGGGGAGAUCAGCCGGAGGAGAAAGACGAUGACGGAGACAAGAAAGACGGGAAAGAUGACACCGCUGCCGAAGCUACAGAAACCGGGCCAACAACAGAAGAGCUGAUCGCCAAGUAUCAACCCAAGCCAGGCUCAUGGCAAUGCGAUGGUUGCUGGUUGAACAACGAGGAGACUGCCACGACCUGCAUCUCAUGCACAGCACCGAAACCCGGUGCAGCGGCUCCAUCAGCUACUCAGAAGUUGAGCACCUUGUCAAAACUCGCCGGAGCGUCCCGACAAAAUGAGUCGUCCGCGACCACCAGCUCUGGGAGCGAGUUUAAAUUUGGCCCUGGUGGGGGUUUCUCGUUCGGUGGCUUGCAGACUUCAGACGGUGCGAGUAAACCCACUGGAUUCGCGUCCUUUGGGCCACCGAGCACCUUCUCAACAACACCCUCAGGUACUGGACCGUUUGGAGGAGGACCCGUUCAGUUUGGAACGUCCUCAUCAUCUGAUACCGUAUUGAUGGCUCCUAAAGAGAAACAAGUUGCGACCCCUACCAGUAAAUUUACCUUCGGAAGUGGAUUCCAGAAAUAUGAUCUUGGUGCGGCCGGCGAUCAACCAAAUCAACCAGUUGUGGCAUCAACGUCACCCAGUGCUGGCUUUACAUUCGGUGCAACGAAACUUACACCCCCUAAGAGUGAACCUGUUGCAGCUGCCCCUUCCACAGUUGCCCCUUCCACAGAUGUCCCUUCCUCAGCUGCCCCUUCCACAGCUGCCCCUUCAACAGCAGCUCCCUCUACGAGCCAGCCCCAAUCACUGACUCCAGUUAAACCAAAAGACAAACAAAAAGAGGUCCCUCCGACCAAGGAGGGAACAGGCUUUGUGUUUGGAGCAGCAGGUGGCCUUUUAGCACAAACUCCCAAGAGCAGUGCAGCACCAGCCUCUUCAAAGCCCGCUGAAGAAAAAUCCAUGGGCUUCAAUUUUGCCGCCAUGGCUAAAACAAAGGGAUCUCUGUUCUCCUUCCGCAUGGACGUCAGUAAAACUCCUCAAGAAGCUCCCGAGAAAUCACCGGUGAAACCAAAAUCUCCUGGAGUAGUAGUGAAGUCACCCCAGCAGCAGCCACCGUCACCAGGACUGAAUAAAAGUGGAGACGACUAUUACAAGGAUGAUGACGGGGACCACAUCCACUUUGAUCCCAUCGUUGAGUUGCCGGAAUGCAUCGAGGCGAGAACCGGCGAAGAAGGCGAGGAGGUGAGAUUCAGUCAUCGAGCCAAGCUGUUCCGCUACAACAAGGAGUCUGCCCAAUGGAAAGAGCGUGGUCUCGGCGACAUCAAGGUCCUGUACAACCCAGACACCAAGAAGUAUCGCAUCGUCAUGCGCAGAGAGCAAGUCUUGAAGGUCUGUGCCAAUCACUUUGUCACUCCGGAUCUGAAGUUGCAGCCGAUGGCCGGAUCAACGAAGUCGUUGGUCUGGAUGGCGAUGGAUGCGUCCGAGGAUGAAGUCCAGAUGGAACAGUUGGCCGUGAAAUUCAAAACGGAAGAGUUGGCCCAGCAGUUCAAGGAGGCGGUCGAAGCAGCUCAGGAGGACAUGAAGAUGGGAGGAGGAGGAGGAGAUGCAGUCAAGAAAGAGGCUGAGAAAGAAAACCAAGAUGUCGAAGGAGACGUUAAGGAAGAGGAUGAUGGUGAGACUGAUGAGGAAGAUGAUGAAGGUGCUGAAGAAGAUGAAGAGGAUUACGAAGAUGUAGACGACGAUGAUGAAGAUGAAUAUGAAGAUGAUGGUGAGGAAGAGGAGGGGGAAGAAGGUGGAAACGGUGAUGGAGAAGAAGAGCAAGAUGCUACAGAACAAGGUGAAGACGAGCAAAAUACCCCAACACAAGGUGGAGAAGAGCAGGAAGAUGCCACAACACAAGGUGACGACGAAUCUCCAACUGUUAAAUCCUGUGAUCCAAACAUCUCAAAGGCGUUCUCGGAGCUGUUGCGCAACGCCAAUGCCAGCCACGCCCAGAAACAGAAGGAGAUGAGUGAGGCUGAAUCCUCCCCUAAGGACGAGGAGGCGGCGGGGAGUAGCAAAGAUGACAGCGUUACCGAGGAGAGAGACGAUAUUCACUUUGAUCCGAUUGUUCAACUCCCUGAACAGUUGGAGAAGAUUACCGGUGAAGAGGACGAGAACCAGCUGUUCUGCUCCCGUGCCAAGCUCUACCGCUACGACAAGACCUCAUCCCAGUGGAAGGAUAGAGGGGUCGGAGAUAUCAAGAUUCUGCAGAAUGUUAAGACGAGACGAUAUCGCAUCCUCAUGAGACGAGAUCAGGUUUUCAGGGUAUGCGCCAAUCACUACAUCACCAAGGAUAUGGCCUUGCUCCCUAACGCGGGCUCGGAGAACUCCCUGGUCUGGCGGGCGAUGGAUGCGUCGGACGGUGAACCUCAACCUGAGCAGCUGGCAGUCCGCUUCAAGCUGGCGGGAACAACUCAGCGUUUCAAGGUGACGUUUGAAGAAUGCCAGGCCGACCUGAGAAAACUAGAAGACGAUAACAAAGGGAGUGAACAAGGUGAUGAAGUGUCAUCGACAACUGAAGAGUCAUCAAAAUCACCUUCAAAAGGGCAGGAUGCUGGAGAUGUGGAUGCAGAUAAAAAGCCCUCCACAGCAACAUCCUCAGCCAAAGAGACAGACACAACUCCCUCCUCCUCUACAGCUGCAGGCACCACCAACCAGGGAAGCAAUUGACUGCAAUAAACACCAUCUGGGCCAAAUUUUAUAAAGCCUGUUAGCGCAAAAACUUGCUCAGCACAGAAAAAUUAUUGCUUAAAGGGAAG
Messenger RNA from Asterias rubens (European starfish), 8041 nucleotides. RefSeq names its product E3 SUMO-protein ligase RanBP2-like. The record is from RefSeq and is a predicted model, not a curated record. NCBI's taxonomy places the organism in Eukaryota, Metazoa, Echinodermata, Asteroidea, Forcipulatida, Asteriidae. Gene Ontology annotation, biological process: intracellular transport. The transcript has 35 exons. Gene Ontology annotation, cellular component: cytoplasm; nuclear pore. Bases 81 to 7952 code for a protein of 2623 amino acids. Gene Ontology annotation, molecular function: protein binding; GTPase activator activity.